CUCUCCGUCCUCAGGGAUUUCCUGCAAAUCGGGUUCCUAUGCUCCUCCCUGAAGCUGCUGAGUGUGCUGGGCUGCAGAAGUGGAUCCUCUGAUAUCUGGUUCUGGUUCUGCUGGUUCUGGUUCUGCUGGUGGAGGCGGGGGUCAGAGGGCCCAGUGGGGGGGGCCGGUCCUGAUCGAGCCUCUUGAAGAUGAACAGACUGAGCUUCCACAACAACAGAACCAUGCAGGACCGCCGCUGCGUCUGUGUCUUUCUGCCCAACGACGACACGCUCAACGUCAUCGUCAACGUGAAGACUGUGUGUCAGGAGCUGCUGGUGCAGGUGUGUGAUCUGCUGAGGCUGAAGGACUGCCACCUGUUCGGACUCAGCGUCAUUCAGAAUAAUGAACACAUCUACAUGGAGCUGGAUCAGAAGCUCUCUAAGUAUUGUCCUAAAGAGUGGAAGAGGGAGGCCAGCAAGGGCAUCGACCAGUUUGGGCCUCCGAUGAUAAUCCACUUCAGAGCUCAGUAUUACGUGGAGAAUGGGAGACUGAUCAGUGACCGUUCUGCCCGGUAUUAUUACUACUGGCACCUGAGGAAGCAGGUGCUGCAGUCGGAGUGUCUGCAGAGGGAGGAGGCGUACUUCCUGCUCGCUGCCUUCGCCCUGCAGGCCGACCUCGGGAACUUCAAAAGGAACAAACACUUCGGGAAGUACUUUGAACCGGAGGCCUACUUCCCCCCCUGGGUGAGUAAAACUGAGGAGGAACAGAUCGAGAUGCUGGUGGACGACCCCAAAGAUUACGAGGAGCUUGACGAGUCGGCUCUGGAUCAGGAGCUGUGUAUCCACAUCACUGAGGACAUGUUGACCAUGUCUCCAGAUCACACCAACGGGUACUCAGGUCUGAUAGUGAAGGAAGUGAGCUCGUCGACCUCCAGCUCUUCAGAGACCGUCGUCAAGAUGAGAGGACAGAGCAUCGAGUCUCUGCCCCAGACGUCCUCCUGCAGGAAACCCCCCUCCUCCUCCUCGGACCGUCACUCUCAGUCUCUGGACGACGUGCGGCUGCAUCAGAAGGAGAUGCUGCAGUGGGCGGAGCUAUGCCAAGACUCCGCCCACAGUUACACCUUCGGCUGCGCCCAGGAGCUCAGUGAUGGUGGCGGGGGGGUCGGAGGCGGAGCCUAUCAGGGCCUGGCCGAGCAGAGGGCCGGUCUGAUGGCGGGGGAACAACAACAACAACAACAACAACAGCAAGAGAACCCCUUCCCCAUCAAGAGGACCAACAAGUACUUCAGCCUGGACCUCAGCAACGAGGAGGUGCCCGAGUUCGUGGUGUGAGGAAAACAUGGAGGACUGAGAAACAAACAUGGAGGCCGAGAGGAGACGUCUUUAAUAAACUGACAAAAAGAUGGCGUUCCCUUCAGGAGUAACAAACAAACAUGGAGGCGGAAAGAGAUCUUAAAGACGUCUCUAACCGGAGCUGAAGCGAUUCACUUUUGUAUUCAACUCUGUCUCCUCCGAACUGAACCACAUCGUCUGUUUCUGGUGUUUCCAGAGGAGCGUUUCCAGGACGAAAA
Notothenia coriiceps (black rockcod) is the source of this 1549-nucleotide messenger RNA. RefSeq names its product FERM domain containing 6 (gene frmd6). The record is from RefSeq and is a predicted model, not a curated record. The transcript has 8 exons. Gene Ontology annotation, biological process: positive regulation of hippo signaling. NCBI's taxonomy places the organism in Eukaryota, Metazoa, Chordata, Actinopteri, Perciformes, Nototheniidae. The coding region runs from base 189 to 1310 and encodes 373 amino acids. Gene Ontology annotation, cellular component: cytoplasmic side of apical plasma membrane; cytoskeleton.